Messenger RNA from Nematocida major, 510 nucleotides. RefSeq lists its product as uncharacterized. Lineage: Eukaryota; Fungi; Microsporidia. The transcript has a single exon. The record is from RefSeq and is a predicted model, not a curated record. The coding region runs from base 1 to 510 and encodes 169 amino acids.
AUGCAGAAAGACGCCUUUACAAAGGAGCUGCACGAGAAGGACGAAGUCAUUUCGGAGCUGAAAGAAGCCAGCAGGAGAGACAGAGACAGAGUCUCCGACGCGUACAGGAAGAUGGCUUCCCUCCAGGAGAGAGUCCACCACCUGCAAGAAGCCAUUAGAGCAGAGAAAAAAGCCGUUUCCUCCCACGAGAAAGCUGCAAGAAGCGCAGAGAAACGGGCAAAUGCGCAAAUAAAGCGAGCUCUCAGCGCCCUGAAGGAGCCACAGCGUCUCACUGCACGGAGGCUUCUCUCCCUCGAAUGGCUCGUCCUGGAGAUGGCGAAAAAACUCCGUCUCCCGGGGGAGGAGAUUCUCUCCCUCGCAGAAGUCUGCCCAGAGAAUGACCCUGCCCUAAAGUGUGCGAUAGAAACAGACAAAGAAGAAGACGAAGACAAAGAAGACUUAAUAGCGUAUUUAGAUAAGAAUGGAGUAAGAAGUAUAUUGGGGAUAGACAUGGACCUUUCUCUCCUGUAG